Molecule: messenger RNA, 613 nt
Organism: Lolium rigidum
Lineage: Eukaryota; Viridiplantae; Streptophyta; Magnoliopsida; Poales; Poaceae
Exons: 1
Coding region: 120-578 (152 amino acids)
Source: RefSeq, a predicted model, not a curated record
AGAGCUCAACACAGCGCGUCCGCACGUGCAGUAGCUGCGUCCACCCAACCUAUACUUCAGCAGCGGCAGCAGCAGUUCGAGCUCGCGAGUCGCGACGACCUUGCCCACCACCAGCGCACAUGGACAUCGAAGCGGCGAAGUCCUCCCCGGUGGCGCGAGACCCGCCGUCUGCGGCGGCGCACAUGGAUAUCGAAUCGGCAACGUCCUUCCCGGUGGCGCGAGACCCGCCGCCGCGGCCGGCGCCGGAGACGGCGCAGCUGGGCGAGGCCCCGGAGCAGAAGUGCGGGUGGGGGCGCUGGGCGUUCCUGGCCGUCGUGUCGCUCGUCGUCACCGGCGAGUUCGCGUGGGACGCGUACCAGGUGCGGCGCAGCCCGCGGAAGCUCGCCUUCGUGGUCGUCACCUACGACCUCGUCGUGGUGCUCUGCUGCUGCCUCGUGAAGCAGAACCUCCUGCGGCGCGACGACCCGGCGGUGGCGCCCGAGCGGCGGCGGGUCACGAUCGGCGUGUGGGUGGUCUCGGUGGCGCUCGCCGUCAUCAUCGCCGCCCGCGUCGCCUUGGUGAUCGUCGGGUGGCGCUGAAGAUCGCAGUGUUGGUGAUCACCGGCGUGGGCAUC